AUGGAGCCAACCACCCCCAACAAGAGCACCGACCAUGUCAUCAUCAGUGGCGGCAGUCCCGGCGUGCCACGAGGUCGCCGCAAGAUCGAUAGCAGAAGCGCCACUUCCGGCCCCAGAUCUCCCAACGCCGAGAGCAUUGUCACAUUGACCUCGGCUCGGCGCCUCGUCAUAUCCAGAGAUAACCCCCAUACGUCGACUGACGCAGGGAUGGGUGACCAGCCGGCAAACCCGCGCCGCGCGCAUCUCUUACGAUAUCAAUGUGGCGGAGAUGACUUUGGUGUGAAGCCCGACAAAAGAUGGGCCCAGUCCACGCCGAACCACAAGAACACCCCUUCGCGCGUCGAGGCACAGAUCAGCAGCGCACCAGAGCAAGCCCGCAACACGCGGGUCAGCAACUUCGGGCCCAGCGGCCCGCUCCUGCCGUGCAUCACGGCGCGGCAGUCAGUGCCGGCCGACAGCGACGCGGCCUCGUUUCGCUUCGGGACCGGGCACACGAUCCCGACGCUAUUCGAGCAUGUGAGGGCCAGGGCGGCGUCGCUGCACGAUACGGUGGUGGAGAGUCUGCAGGAGGUGGCGCGGGCGCGGGCGGACCCAUUCCAUGAGGUCGCGGACCCUGCCGCUGCCGACAAGGCCUACUGGAUCCUGAAUCAGGUGGCGGUGCUGCUGGAGGGCGUGCCGCAGGCGUUGGACGGCGAGCUGCGCGAGGGCUGUGGGUGUGAGAAAAGUGGGAGGGACGAGGCAGUCGUGCAUGGCGAGGACGAGGACGAGGAUAAGGACGCCGCGCGCUAA
This is a messenger RNA of Neoarthrinium moseri, 789 nucleotides long. RefSeq lists its product as uncharacterized. The record is from RefSeq and is a predicted model, not a curated record. The transcript has a single exon. The coding region runs from base 1 to 789 and encodes 262 amino acids. NCBI's taxonomy places the organism in Eukaryota, Fungi, Ascomycota, Sordariomycetes, Amphisphaeriales, Apiosporaceae.